AUGGCGCCCCUCGUCGACAACUCUCAAAUUAAGAGCGCCGAGCUGCUGCGCCCGCUGUCUUUCUACCUCCAUGCCUAUAUUUGGCCCUUCACCAUCGUAUGGCCCGUCUUCUUCGCCUUUUACUUAAGCCCUGAACUCUACGGAAAGUACAUUGGCGCCGAAGAAUGGACAACUGUCUGGGUCGGCACUAUCAUCACUUUCCAAGCCCUCACUUGGCUCAGCACACACUGGAGCGUUGAUCUUGAGGGCAAGUUCACCGCUUCAAAGGCAAAGGAUAUCCAAGACGCAGAGUUAAUCAAGGUCAUUCCUAUUGCAAACGCUGGUACUGCCGAGAUUUGCAAGAUUAUCCGCGAUAAGGCUGGUGGUAAGCUCAACACCUCGUUCCUCUUCCAGAAGCGUCGCUUCCUCUACGAUACCGAUACCAAGACCUUCCACACCCUCAAGUACGACAUCGAUGAAGAGCCCAAGCCUUCCAUCGGUUACUUCCAAACCUCAAAGGGUCACCAAACCCAGACCGAGUUGUCGCGCAUUGAGCAGCACUAUGGAGCCAACACUUUCGAUAUCCCCGUUCCCACCUUUACCGAACUAUUCAAGGAGCACGCUGUUGCACCAUUUUUCGUCUUCCAGAUCUUCUGUGUUGGACUUUGGAUGCUCGAUGAAUACUGGUACUAUUCGCUCUUCACUCUCUUCAUGCUUGUCGUUUUCGAGAGUACUGUCGUUUGGCAGCGUCAGCGCACUCUCAAUGAGUUCCGUGGCAUGAGCAUCAAGCCCUACGAUAUGUGGGUUUUCCGUCUGGGCAGGUGGACCGAGGUUCAGAGUGACCAGCUCAUUCCUGGCGAUCUCGCCUCUGUCAACCGAACCAAGGAGGACAGUGGUGUCGCUUGUGAUAUGCUUCUGGUCGAGGGUACCGCUAUUGUCAACGAGGCUAUGCUUUCUGGUGAGAGUACCCCUCUCCUCAAGGAUUCGAUUCAACUACGCCCCGCCGACGUUCCUCUGGAUGCUGAGGGCCUCGACAAAAAUGCUUUCCUCUGGGGUGGUACCAAGGUUCUCCAGAUCACCCAUGGAAACCCCGAUCAAGAGAAGCCCAAGCUUGCCUCCGGUGUUCCUCCCCCCCCGGAUAACGGUGCCAUGGCCAUUGUCAUGAAGACCGGUUUCGAGACAUCUCAGGGUAACCUUGUCCGAACCAUGAUCUACUCUACCGAACGAGUUUCUGCCAACAACGCCGAGGCCUUGUUCUUCAUUCUUUUCCUCUUGAUCUUCGCCAUUGCUGCCUCUUGGUACGUUUGGGACGAGGGUGUUCGCAAGGAUCGUAAGCGUUCCAAGCUUAUGCUUGACUGUGUCUUGAUUGUCACCAGUGUUGUUCCUCCCGAGCUGCCCAUGGAGCUGAGUCUCGCCGUCAACACCAGUCUGGCUGCUUUGGCCAAGCUGGCUAUCUUCUGUACUGAACCCUUCCGAAUUCCCUACGCUGGCCGUGUUGAUGUGGCUUGCUUCGACAAGACUGGUACCCUCACUGGUGAGGACCUCGUCGUUGAAGGUAUUGCUGGAUUGGCUCUUGGACACGAGGACGAAAUCAAGGACACCAAGGAGGCAGAUGGCGCCCACUCCACCAUGACUGCUGUCACCGACGCUUCUCUGGAAACCAAGUUGGUUCUUGCUACCGCCCAUGCUCUUGUCAAGCUUGACGAGGGAGACAUUGUCGGUGACCCUAUGGAAAAGGCUACUCUUACCUCUCUCGGAUGGACUCUUGGUCGCAACGAUACUCUCAUGAGCACCAACAAGGCUGGUACCACCCACGGUACCGUCCAGAUCAAGCGCCGCUUCCAGUUCUCUUCUGCUCUCAAGCGUCAGAGCUCCGUCGCCAUGGUUCACGGAAACGAUAUCAAGACUGGACGUAAGGUUAAGGGUACUUUCGCCGGUGUCAAGGGUGCGCCUGAGACCAUUCAAAAGAUGCUUAAGGUUGUUCCCCAGGAUUACGAAGAGACUUACAAGUACUUCACUCGCAAGGGUUCCCGUGUUCUAGCUCUCGCUUACAAGCAACUCACUGUUGACACUGAGCUUGGUUCUGGCAAGAUCAACGAUCUUAAGCGCGAGAAGGUUGAGUCUGAGUUGACUUUCGCUGGUUUCCUCGUCUUGCACUGCCCUCUUAAGGACGAUGCCAAGGAGGCUGUUCAGAUGUUGAACGAGAGCAGCCACCGUGUUGUCAUGAUUACUGGAGAUAACCCCCUUACCGCUGUCCAUGUCGCCCGCGAGGUCGAGAUUGUCGAUCGUGAUGUCCUCAUCCUCGAUGCCCCUGAAGAUAACUCGAAUGGUGACCACCUUAUCUGGAGAAGCGUCGAUGACAAGGUCAGCAUCAAGGUUGAUCCUACUAAGCACAUCGAUCCCGAGAUCAUCCGCUCCAAGGAUAUCUGUGUUACUGGUUAUGCUCUUGCCAAGUUCAAGGGACAAGUUGCCUGGAACGACAUCCUCCGCUACACCUGGGUCUACGCUCGUGUUUCCCCCAAGCAGAAGGAAGAUAUUCUUCUAGGUCUCAAGGAUAUGGGUUACUACACUCUGAUGGCUGGUGACGGUACCAACGAUGUCGGUGCUCUGAAGCAGGCUCACAUUGGUAUUGCCUUGUUGAACGGAACUCCUGAAGACCUCACCCGUAUCGCCGAGCACUCCCGCAACACCAAGAUGAAGGAGAUGUACCAAAAGCAGGUUGACCUUAUGAAGCGCUUCAACCAGCCCGCUCCCCCAGUUCCUGCUAUGAUUGCCCACCUGUACCCCCCUGGACCUCAGAACCCUCAGUUCCAAAAGGCUAUUGAGCGUGAGGCUCAGAAGAAGGGCAUGACUCCCGAGGAAUACGCCAAGUCUCAAGGUCACGACAACUUCGAAACCAUCACUUCUCCUGGUGCUCAGGCUCUUAUAGACGCAGGCCCCAACAACCGCCAGGCUGAGGCUCAGAAGAAGGCUGCUGGAUUUGCCGACAAGCUUGCUUCUGGUAUGAUGGAGGCUGAAUUGGGAGAUGAUGAGCCACCUACUCUGAAGCUCGGUGAUGCCUCCGUCGCUGCUCCUUUCACCUCCAAGCUGCGAAACGUCGUUGCGGUGCCCAACAUCAUCCGUCAAGGUCGUUGCACUCUCGUCGCCACCAUCCAGAUGUACAAGAUCCUUGCACUCAACUGUCUUAUCACCGCCUACUCUCUGUCCGUCCUGUAUCUCGAGGGUAUCAAGUUUGGUGACACUCAGUACACCAUCAGUGGUAUGCUCAUGUCCGUCUGCUUCCUCAGUAUCUCUCGUGCUCGUGUUGUCGAGGGUCUUAGCAAGGAGCGUCCUCAGCCCAAUAUCUUCAACGUUUACAUCAUCGGUUCUAUCUUGGGACAGUUCGCUGUUCACAUUGCCACCCUGAUUUACAUCGCUCGCCUUUGCGAUAGACUUGCUCCUCGCUCCGAUGAUGUUGAUCUUGAGGCCGAAUUCGCCCCCUCUCUGCUUAACUCAGCCGUCUACCUCCUCCAGCUCAUCCAGCAAAUCUCCACCUUUGCUAUCAACUACCAGGGCCGUCCCUUCCGUGAGUCUCUCUCUGAGAACAAGGGUAUGUUCUACGGUAUUGUCGGUGUUUCCGGCCUUGCUUUUGCUUGCGCUCUCGAGCUCUUCCCCGACAUCAACCAGGGCAUGAAGCUUGUCCCCUUCUCUGAGGAGUUCAAGACCAACAUGACAGCCGUCAUGGUCAUCGAUUAUGCAGCCUGCUGGAUCAUCGAGGUCGGUCUCAAGAAGUUCUUCAGUGACUACCGACCCCGUGAUAUCGCCGAGCGACGACCCGAGCAGCUCGAGCGUGAGGCUGCCCGUCGCGCCAUUGUGCAGAAGAAGAAGGAAGAGGAAGAGGAGAAGAAGAGACUUGAGAAGGUUGCCGAGUUUGAGCGCAAGGUCGAGGAGCGACGAAGAAAGAUUGAGGAGUGGCGAGCUGGAAGGACCUAA
Molecule: messenger RNA, 3951 nt
Organism: Fusarium venenatum
Lineage: Eukaryota; Fungi; Ascomycota; Sordariomycetes; Hypocreales; Nectriaceae
Biological process (GO): transmembrane transport; intracellular calcium ion homeostasis
Cellular component (GO): endoplasmic reticulum membrane
Molecular function (GO): ATP hydrolysis activity; ATPase-coupled monoatomic cation transmembrane transporter activity; P-type ion transporter activity
Source: RefSeq, a predicted model, not a curated record